Messenger RNA from Cylas formicarius (sweet potato weevil), 4578 nucleotides. It is a transcript of the gene FIG4, whose product is annotated as polyphosphoinositide phosphatase. The coding region runs from base 1872 to 4517 and encodes 881 amino acids. Gene Ontology annotation, molecular function: phosphatidylinositol-3,5-bisphosphate 5-phosphatase activity. Gene Ontology annotation, cellular component: intracellular membrane-bounded organelle. Gene Ontology annotation, biological process: phosphatidylinositol dephosphorylation. The transcript has 8 exons. Lineage: Eukaryota; Metazoa; Arthropoda; Insecta; Coleoptera; Brentidae. The record is from RefSeq and is a predicted model, not a curated record.
UAGUUAUUUGUUUCAUUUUAUGUUGUGAGUUGUGAUUACGAAGGACGAGAGUACACGAAAACAAUUUGUUAAACUGAAUUCUGUGUCUGUUGUUUGUUGAUUUACACUUUGCUUCAUUUUAUUUUAUUUCCGUUGGGGAUUCGUAUUAAAAAAUAUAUAUGAAAUUUGGGCGGUGGGUGGCAGUUUAUAAUGGCACCUUUACUUUAGUUUAAGGCGGAUAUUUGAUUGUUGGGUAAGUCGAAAUGGAUACUAAGCAGCCAAAGCAUAAAACCCGAAGUCCACCAAAUUUUAUUUGUUACCAUUGUCAUAAAAAUUUUAACAAAAAAUCUAACUUGAUUCGUCACAUCGAAAGAGUGCAUUCUCAAAAUAAUAAGAUUAAUAGAAGUUUACGGAUAAUAAAGUGUUUGCUAUGUGGGUUAGAAUGUUUAAAACAAGAUAUGGUUGGGCAUUAUAACCAAAGUCAUGCGAUAAAAAUAAUUACAGAAAGAAUAGAAUUUGAUCAUCUUGAGGAUUUUGAAAAAUGGAAAGAACAGAUGGAAGAUGAUACAAUUGCAAAGUUUAUAAGACACAGAACCAAACAAACAACUAAUCAAAUUAUUCAUUUUUAUCGCUGCCACCGAGAUGGUUUUUAUAAAACCUGUGGAAAGCAAAUUCGCCGGUUAAAGUUGUUGGGAAGCAAUAAAAUUAAUGGUUAUUGUCCUGCUAAGUUAAUAGCCACCGUUUUAAAAGAAAGUAAUGUUGUCAAAGUAAACUUUACAAAAACUCAUGUUGGCCAUGAAAUGGACCUAUGUCGGAUCAUUCUAUCCAAAACUAAGAAACAAGAAAUUGCAGCAAAAAUUAAACAAAACAUUUCUUUUGACAAAAUUUUAAAUGAGGUUCGGACCAAUGCUUCGCAAAGUAAGUUAGAAAGGCUUCAUUUAUUAACCAGAAAAGAUCUGCAUAAUAUUGAAGCUAUGAUUAGCUUGCAUAGUGAUUCAGAAAGGGAUGUUAAAUGUAUUGUUAAAACGUGGGAAUCUGAUGAUUGUAUGGCAUCAACUGGGGUAACAAGUUCAGAUAUCUCUGAUGACCCGGAAAAACUAAGGACCUCUCUGCAAAACAUGUUUGAUUUAAUCUUAAUGAAUGUUAAUAAUAGGGAAAAUUAUAGAGUGGUAGAACAAGCAUUGUUGCCUGUAGUACAAGAAUUUGCCACAUUAGUGUGAAAACAAAUUGAACUACUCUUAUAAAUGACUGAAAGAGGGUACCAGUUACCAGACUUUCCAAAAAAAUAAAAAGCGUAGAAGUUUCUGUCCUAUUUAUGUAUAUUAUUGUCUAGUGACCAGAGUUAUCUGGGAGAAGGUGUUUAGGUAUGAAACCAAAGACAAACCACAAAAACCAGUGUUUGUUUUAUUAUCAAAAGUUAGUUUAUUAAUACAUAAAUAAUAAUGAUAAAAAAAAUCAAGGUAAAACAGAAUACAUCACAAAUAAGAUGUGAAGAAGACAUAUAUAGAACAAAAUUUUUACCUACACUUAAAGAAAAUUAUGAAGUUGUUAUCAAAGAUAUGAAACAAUUGUAACAUUAUUUAACGUGGUUCAUGAAGAAACAAAAAUUAAAUUGAACUUCACAGCAAAAUUUAACAGAGAAGAAAAUGAAAAGAAUGACAAAAAAGGUGACCAAAAAAUAUCUAGAACCAAUAAAAAAACACUUGAGUCAGUCCAAGUUGACAGGAACGAAUAGCUGAAGAUAGGAAGACUGAAGCUAUUUAAGGAGCGAUGAUGUAAUCACUCCGUACUUCCAGUAGAGGGUUGAGGUACAUUUCUUUAGGAAAGGUGUUUUACAUUAAUAUUAUGUUAAUAAAGCUGUUGAACUAAGAAGCAACCAAAUCUGCUCUAAUAUGGACAAAAGUGGGGCCGAAUUUUUUCCUAUUAUUAGCUCCAUUCAGAAAAUGGCGCUUUAUGAAACUAAAUCUAAAUUUUAUUUAGUGGGUUCCAAUAAUACACAAACUCGGUUUCGAGUGUUGAAAAUAGAUCGGACAGAUCCCAAAGACUUGUAUAUUUAUGAUGAUAAGAUGGAGUAUACUGCAGAAGAAAUUCACGAUCUUGUAGGAAUGAUUGAUUCUGGCAAUAGGAAAGCUGGUGGAGGUGUUUCAAGAACUAUAUCCGCAUUUGGUAUUGUAGGGUUUAUUAAAUUUCUUGAAGGCAGUUAUAUCAUAUUAAUAACUAAAAGAAGAAAAGUAGCCGUUAUUGGUCAUCAUACGAUUUAUAAAAUAGAGGACACAAAUAUGAUCUACAUUCCCCAUGAAUCAGCCAGAGUUAUUCAUCAAGACGAAUCAAGAUAUGUGAAGAUGUUUCAAAGCAUCGACUUAGCCAGUAACUUUUAUUUUAGCUACAGCUAUGAUAUAACACAUAGUUUACAACACAAUUUAACAGAACCGAAACAAUUUCUAACAAACAAUUCCGAGAAAUCUGAAUCUGACACCCUCCCAGAUAACAAUCACGGGCUUCUAAGCAGCUCGGUGCUACCCCAAAGGAAAGAAAAACAACUUUUUGGAAUAAGAACUCAGCCCUAUGAAAAAUUUGUUUGGAAUCUUCACUUACUCAGCGAAGCUCGGAAAGCAGACCUUCAUCCAGAUUGGAUAUUGUUUGUAAGCCACGGGUUUAUAGGUCAAAGUAAUAUAAAUAUUUUUGGUAAAUCAGUGUAUGUAACGCUCAUCGCUAGAAGAUCGAGCAAAUAUGCUGGCACUAGGUUCUUGAAGAGGGGGUCCAAUUUCCAAGGAGACGUGGCUAACGAGGUGGAAACAGAACAGAUGGUUCAUGAUUCUGCAAUGUCUUCGCUGAGUAAAAGUCAUUGUACUUCUUUCGUGCAAAUGCGGGGUUCUAUUCCAGGUCACUGGAAGCAAGAAAUGGGCAAGAUGGUCGGCAAGCCAGCGAUUACCAUUGACUUUUACGAUCCAUUCGCCGAAACCGCGGGCGCCCAUUUCAACGAACUCUUCAAACGUUACGGCGCCCCUAUAUACAUCCUCAAUUUAGUUAAACAGAGAGAACGCAAAAAACAGGAAUCCCUAUUGAGCGAUCAGUUCAGCUCGGCGGUGAAAUAUUUGAAUCAGUUUUUGCCGGUCGACUAUCAAAUCGUUUACAAAACGUUCGAUAUGGCGCGGAAAAACAAAUCCAGCGCUAAGGUUUUAGACCACCUCGCCGGAAUCGCUAGAAGUGCCGUAAUGAAAGUGGGGAUAUUCCACAAUAAUGCGAAAUAUUAUUCGCAAGUGAACGGUACCGUCGUGGGUCAGACUCAAACAAGUAGCGGAAGCCGACAGACCGGUAUUAUCAGGACGAAUUGCGUCGAUUGUUUGGAUAGGACCAACACGGCGCAGUUCGCAAUAGGGAAAUGUGUGCUGGGGUACCAGCUGUGCGCAUUGGGAGUAUUGGAUAGUCCUAUCCUGGAAUUUGAUACCGACUGUGUUAGAAUGCUCGAGUCCCUUUACGAAGAUCACGGGGAUACUCUUGCGUUGCAGUACGGUGGUUCUCAACUGGUGCAUCGCAUUAAAACUUACCGGAAGACGGCGCAGUGGACGUCUCAGGGGAACGAUAUCAUGCAGACCCUGAGUCGAUAUUACAGUAACACCUUUUCGGACUCUGAGAAACAAAACGCUAUUAAUUUGUUUCUCGGCUUAUUUAAACCGGAAGAGAAUCAACCUCCCAUUUGGGAAUUUCCCAGCGAUUAUUAUUUUCAUCAUAAACCCAGUAUUUUUAGUAUGAAAUCGCUCACCCAGUGGUGGGACGUGGGCGUGUAUAAAAGUCUCCCUUACGCGUACAAUGAUUUGACGAAAUCCUGUUCGGAGCUGAUUCAAGUUUUGUCCAGGGAUAUAGAAAUGAUCGAUUCCUAUUUGGACUUUUACAGGCCCUAUGAGUUUAGUGUGCUGGAUGACGUGUAUGGUUACAAAAUAAGCAAUACUGUGAGAGAUUUCAUGCCCAGUUUCACGACUAACUAUAGCCCGUUUACGGUUAGGGUUCGACCAGUUAAAAGGCGGGAGGAUGUUUCGCAAAAGGGAAAUACAAUGAAAAAUCCAUCAGUCAGCGGGCAAAGUUCGACGAGUUCUACAGCUUCCAGCACUAGUUCUAGUAACGAUGGCGACACUUCAGAAGAUGACGACAGUUUCGCCUCUAUCGAAUCCCACAAGACCACUUCCAAAGAAGCGUCACCCGAGCCCGCAACAUUCAAAUCUUUGUUCCCGGGUACCCAAGAAUCUUAUGGAUUCGAAAUUAAAAAACCGUCCCAGGAAGAUAUUCUUCUAUACAAAAAGUAUGUAUUAGCUGGUAAACGGGCAAACGGCACAGCAGUGAAUUUUUUACAUUCUAAUUUGACUACCAUAAGGCACAUCAGCAAAUUUUCCAAGGAUUCAUCAUUGGAAGUUGCUGUACCGACUGUUAAAAAAGAAUCUAUCGAAAUUUACAGAAAUUAUGUGAAACUGGCUAAAACUGGAUUCAAUAUGCCAAAGCAUUCUGAUGUGGAAAUAUUCAAAUUGUAUGCUAAACUUAAGUGAACUUUUGUGUAUGUAUACUUGUGCGAAUUCCAUAGAAAUAAAAAUUGAUUAUUCUGGUUUA